Molecule: messenger RNA, 1155 nt
Organism: Eremothecium cymbalariae DBVPG#7215
Lineage: Eukaryota; Fungi; Ascomycota; Saccharomycetes; Saccharomycetales; Saccharomycetaceae
Gene: RRP43
Product: exosome non-catalytic core subunit RRP43
Exons: 1
Coding region: 1-1155 (384 amino acids)
Biological process (GO): exonucleolytic trimming to generate mature 3'-end of 5.8S rRNA from tricistronic rRNA transcript (SSU-rRNA, 5.8S rRNA, LSU-rRNA); U1 snRNA 3'-end processing; nuclear polyadenylation-dependent rRNA catabolic process
Cellular component (GO): nuclear exosome (RNase complex); cytoplasmic exosome (RNase complex)
Source: RefSeq, a predicted model, not a curated record
AUGUCUGAAUCGGUUGAAUUCACUCCUAUCGUGUUUCCGCCUCGAGUUUUAGCCCGUAUAUCUCCGGAAUUAUCCCUACAAAGGCAUCUUUCUCUGGGUGUGAGACCAUGUCUCCGCGCGUUUGAAGAGUUUAGAGAAGUUGAAACUAGUGAUGGGAACCUAUCAAGAUACAGUCCUAAAUGUAAUAAUACCAAUUCAAACAAUAUUCUUGGUUCCAAUGUGUUGAAGUCGGGUAGUACGAUUGUAAUAACUUCGAUCACGGGUGGUAUUGUCGAAGAUACGCUUUCGAGUAAUGAAUUGCAAGAGGACGACGGUUUUGAACCUAAAGAAUCUUCAAUGGGCACUUACGAUAAAAGUGACUUUGCGACAGUUUAUCCUGUUGUGGAUAUAGAGCGCGGAAGAGUUGGUUUACCAACUGAUGAGGAAAUGAUUAUAUCACAAAUGUUACACGAUGAUAUCCGAAGUUCUGGAAUAAUCCCCAAAAAAGCAUUAGAAGUCAUAUGCGGAAUAAGAACCACAGAUAGGGACGGUAAGCCUGCUAUUCUUUACCCUGAUUCUGAUGAUAUGGAAAGCGCGGAUUUGAUUAAAAUUUUGAGCUAUAAGCAAACAAGAAAGUGGAACUAUUGCUUAUACGCAAAAAUCAAAGUUUUCAGUCGUGAUGGACCGUUGUAUGAACUUUGCUGGAACUCGUUAAUGUAUGCUUUGCAGACCGUUCAAUUGCCUAGAGCUUUUGUUGAUGAGCGUGCUACGGAUUUAAAAAUUCCCGUGAGAACCCGUGGCCGUACGGCGACAAUCAGAGAAACAUACGAUCUUCUGUGUGACCCAGAUCAAAGUGUACAACUAUCAUUAAAUAAAUCUAACAUUGCAUACGCUUCUCGUUGUGGAGUUAUCGAUGUUGAUCCCGACGUGCAGUUGCCUGAAGAUGAUGACCAAAUGGAACUAGAUAGACAAAAUACUAUCUUGGUUGCAGAUUUGCAAGGUGAGGCUGAGGAAACCUCUAUUACAUCGACAAUAUCCGUGAUCACAGAUGCUGAUGGAAGCUUUAAAAGUGUGACGCUUAUUGGAGGCACAUCAAAUGUCAGCCCCGAGAUCAUCAAAAGUGCAUUCAGGCUAGCUAAAAAAAGGUCUCAAGAUCUAGCAUCCAAGAUACUUUGA